UGAUCAGCUCCUGUGCCACACAUUCAGAUUGAUCAUUAAGAACCUGCAGGAGCAAGCACACAUGUUGGAUUUUCAAUCAUCAUAUACGGAUUGCCAAAGUGAAAUUCUCACAGAAUUCCCAAUAGGGUACAGAUUUUUGCCCACUGAUGAAGAACUGGUCACUCACUAUUUGAGUAACAAGGUGUUUUACAGGCCUCUUCCUGCCCAUGUUGCUCAGGACAUUGAUUCCAGGGAGUUCUAUAGCAAGGCUCCUAACAGUAUUGUGAAUUACUCCUGUGGAGAAAGGGAGUGGUAUUUCUUUCUUCAUGAAGAUGAAGACUUUCUUGUAGAAAAUAAUCCAAAUAGAAUCGUUGGAGAUAAGAUAGGGUUUUGGAAAUCAACUGGGCAAGAAAAAUCCAUAUGCAACUUAGAUGGAAAUGUUUUUGCCUCCAAGUUUCAGUUUACUUAUUUCUCAGGAAUCUUUCCUAACGCUAGGAAAACACAUUGGAAGAUGGAUGAGUACCGAUUACCCUCUCAAUGUCAAACUGCUCACAGUUUCCAGGUGAUUACAGCAAGACCAGUAACAUGCUUCUUUCCCAACACACCAUGCCAUAAGCUGAUCAUUCACCUCCUUGUAUAGAACCUUAAGCUUAAGAGCAUGUGAAUAAUGACAAUUUUUAAGGAUAUAUAUAUGAAUUAUGACAAUUUUUAAUUUUGAAUUCUUUUUGGAAUGUAUGGAGAAAAAAUAUUAUUAAUUUGAUAGUAAGAAUUAGUUGUUGCAUUUGCUAACAUUUUUAUCUUAAAAUAUUGGCUGCAGGAAGAGGAAUGGGUACUAGUAAGACUGAAAAGAGGAAUGGAGUACAGUAGUUAAUUUCUAGUUUCAUUCAUUUUUUUUUUAAUUUAAUUUUUUAUGAUGCUAGGAAUAAUAGAUCAGCUGAGCAAAUUAAGCGGAGAGAAACUAUAUGUAUGAUGAAUUUAGUUUUUCAUUGAAAAAUUUAUGUUUAGACUUCGUCUACCGUGUAAUAGGUGAAUCUCAUCAUACAAGAUAAAAUUUUCUAGGUUCACGAUGAACCAGAUGUACAUAAGAAAAAUUCUUGUUAUUAUUA
Molecule: messenger RNA, 1085 nt
Organism: Hevea brasiliensis (rubber tree)
Lineage: Eukaryota; Viridiplantae; Streptophyta; Magnoliopsida; Malpighiales; Euphorbiaceae
Product: NAC domain-containing protein 101
Exons: 2
Coding region: 62-619 (185 amino acids)
Biological process (GO): regulation of DNA-templated transcription
Molecular function (GO): DNA binding
Source: RefSeq, a predicted model, not a curated record